Leopardus geoffroyi (Geoffroy's cat) is the source of this 2804-nucleotide messenger RNA. It is a transcript of the gene ZCCHC7, whose product is annotated as zinc finger CCHC-type containing 7. The coding region runs from base 265 to 1902 and encodes 545 amino acids. The record is from RefSeq and is a predicted model, not a curated record. NCBI's taxonomy places the organism in Eukaryota, Metazoa, Chordata, Mammalia, Carnivora, Felidae. The transcript has 10 exons. Gene Ontology annotation, molecular function: zinc ion binding; nucleic acid binding.
GAAGUGCCUUCCCUCCUCCCGGGUCCGCGCGGACGCGGUUUCCUUACCUCAUUUGUCCUCGCCCCUCCCCAUCCCUCUACGCGCUUUGGUUCCUGGUUGGUGCUUCCUGGUCGCAGCCGCGGCAGGAAGCCGGUCAGUCAGUUAAACGCGGAGGUCCUGCCUCACUGAGGGAGCCCGGCCUUUGGGGGACCGAAUAGCCCAACUCCAGUCUCUGCUGUCAGAAGCAACAGCUACAACUGUGGGCAUCAAAAUUACUGACUUUCCAUGAUGUUUGGUGGUUAUGAGACUAUAGAAGCAUACGAAGAUGACCUUUAUCGUGAAGAGUCCUCUAGUGAACUGAGUGUUGAUAGUGAGGUGGAAUUUCAGCUCUACAGCCAAGUUCAUUAUGCCCAAGAUCUUGAUAAUGUCAUUAAAGAGGAAGAACAUGAAGAGAAGAACUCUGGGAAUUCUGAAUCAUCCAUUAGUAAACCAAAUCAGAAGAACUUAAUUAUCCUUUCGGAUAGUGAGGUCAUCCAGCUAUCAGAUGGGUCAGAGGUCAUCACUUUGUCUGAUGAAGAUAGUAUUUACAGAUGCAAAAGAAAGAAUUUUAGAGUCCAAGCAAAAGAAAAAACACAAGGUCCUCCUGCAUGUUUUCAUUCUAAUAAGUUGACUGAUAAGAAAUGCAAGAAGAAUAUCGAGAAGCCUAAAUCUGAAGAGCUAUCGGGUACAAUCCGAGAGGUCAUGAUUAUAGAGGUCAGUUCAAGUGAAGAGGAAGAGAGCACCAUUUCAGAAAGUGAUAACGUGGAGAACUGGAUGCUGCUGGGAUGUGAAGUUGAUGAUAAAGAUGAUGAUAUCCUUCUCAAUCUUGUGGGAUGUGAAAACUCUGUAAAUGAAGGAGAAGAUGGUGUAAAUUGGUUCAUCAGUGACAAAGAUGCUGAGGCCCAGAUAGUUAACAAUAGAUCAUCUGGAAGAUGGACCCACCGAUACUAUUCAGCCAACAAAAAUGUUACCUGUAGAAAUUGUGACAAAUGUGGCCAUUUAUCAAAAAACUGCCCCUUUCCACAAAAAGUCCGCCCCUGCUGCCUCUGCUCAGAGAGAGGACACCUCCAGUAUGCCUGCCCAGCCCGCUUUUGCUUAGGCUGUUCUUUGCCUAUGCCUUCCACUCACAGAUGUCUUGAAAGACCUUCCUGGAGAAAACGAUGUGACCGAUGUGAUAUGAUAGGCCACUAUGCUGAUGCUUGCCCAGAAAUCUGGAGGCAGUAUCACCUAACGACCAAACCUGGACCACCCAAAAAGCCGAAGACCCCUUCUGGACAAUCGGCCUUAGUGUAUUGCUACAACUGUGGGCAAGAAGGCCAUUAUGGACACGAAUGUACAGAAAGACGAAUGUUUAACCAGACCUUUCCAACAUCUCCAUUCAUCUACUACUAUGAUGACAAAUACGAAAUUCGGGAGAGAGAACAGAGAAUAAAACGAAAGGUGAAAGAACUCCAGAAAAAUGGGGAUUUUCCAAGGCAGUUCAAGAGACCUCACAUGGAAGCAGCAGAGAAGAGGCCCCCCCAUGGCAGGAGGAAGAGCCAUGCCUCGUGGAGAAACAGCAGGUGGCCUCAAGAAAAGAAAGAAACCCAAAAAGAAGCGAGCAGGAGCCGCAAAGAGCGUGAGAAACACAGGAAGGCUGACAGGGCUCAUGAAGUGGAGGAGGACUUCCCCAGGGGCCCAAAACUCCAUUCUCCUGGCACCUUCAAGACCCAGAAGGGUCCCAAGUCCUUCCACCACUCAUCACAUUACCACAAGCCAAGAGAAGACAAGCUGCCCAGAGACGGCAAGCGGGGCAAACAGAAGAAAAAGGAGAGCUAUUUGGAGGGCGAUGGCAAUGAUAAUUUAUUUCUCAUUAAGCAGAGGAAAAAAAAGUCCAAGCUGUGAGGCAGCUUCUGAUUUGGCUUUCCAGUGUUUGUCUGGUCUUCAUGCCUGUGACAUCAUGGCAAUCUGUUUAUGAUCUAUGAUUAAAUCAAAUGAAUUUUGUUUUGUUCUUUUUGUAAUCUCGGCCGUACCUGAAACCGAUGCACAAUGACCAUGGAGACCUCCAUUCUCUGUGUCCAACAGGUUAUUAGGUAUAGAAGGAAAAAAAAAAAAAAGGACAUGUACUCGUAUUUCCCCCGUUCCCGUACGUCAUUUUUACUCAGAAUCCUAGGGAUAAGAAGUAAUCUUUUCAAGAAAAAUUUUUAAAAAUACUUUUUUUGAAAAAGUAAAAGCUCAUCAAAUAUAAUUUGUAUGCUGUGGGAGUAUGAAAAUUAAAUCCUUGCAGGAAGAGAAAUCAAUGCUAAUAUGAAAAAUUCAUGUUUUUCAGCAUUACUUUUUUUUUAACAUUGGAAAGGGGUAAUAGCUAUAAAUCUAAAUCCAGCUGUCCUUGCUCUUGAAGCUGGUGGCAUAAUCUUCUGAUGGUCAGAGCAUCAGAGGCGGAAAGAUGACGGUGCCAUCACUGAAGCCCUGAAGAGGCAGAGACACUGGCCGAUAGCAAAAUACAAGUAAGGAACCCAUCCAGUAAAUGUCAUAAGAUAGAUUUCCUGAAACAAGUGAAAAAGAAUCAUUAAAAGGUUUAACGUAAUCACAGUGCAAUAGUUUUCACCGUUUCUACAGCCACACUUCAAGAAGACUGUCAACUUGGAUGUAUAGAGACAGAUACUGCCCAGUUAAAAAAUUAUUCUGUUUUCACGGGUUUUUUAACUACCACAAGACUAUACAGAAAUUUUUGUACCUGUGAAUUUUUGUACUUACCAAAGCCUAAUGUUAGAAUAAGAAAAAUAAAAUGUCUGAAAUAGAGUAAA